Molecule: messenger RNA, 840 nt
Organism: Punica granatum (pomegranate)
Lineage: Eukaryota; Viridiplantae; Streptophyta; Magnoliopsida; Myrtales; Lythraceae
Source: RefSeq, a predicted model, not a curated record
AUGGCCUUGGCUCGUUUUGCUCUGAGGAGCCUGCAGCAGAGGUUGGGCUCCUCGCCCUCCCCUGCAUCCCUGGUCGGUCGGAACCUCAGGGAAAGGUCCCGCCCUGAGCUCGAAGGCUUUCAACGGAUGAUGGCAACUAACUCCGGCACUGAAAAGGCAUCGGAUGACAAGGAGGUGGCGGUGAGUGAUGGCGGAGGCCGGAGGAGAAGGUUCAGCCUCUUCCCCCGCAGGAACCGCCGGAGGAGUCUGUGGCGCGACGAUGAUCGUGACUUUGUUCCCGAGCUCUAUGAAUUCUUUCCUUCGGGGCUCGGGAACGCGCUGAUGCAGGCGACCGACAACAUCAACAGGCUGUUCAACAGCAUGAACAUAUCCCCCUGGCAGCUCGCGGGCAGCGUGAAGGAGAAGGACGACCACUACAAGAUCCGCUACGAGGUCCCGGGGCUCACCAAGGACGACGUCAAGAUCACCGUCCACGACGGGGUCCUCUCGAUCCGAGGAGAGCAGAAGAAGGAAGAGGAGGAAGAAGCAGACGACGAGCGCUGGUCUGCCGCGAGCUAUGGGUACUACAACACGAGCCUCGUCCUGCCCGAGGACGCCAAGGUGGACGAGAUCAAGGCCGAGUUGAAGGACGGGGUCCUCAGUAUUACUGUUCCUAGGACCGAGAAGCCUAAGAGGGAAGUGAAGGAGGUCAAAGUCCAUUGAAGGGCAAUUUAAUAGUGUCUUUGCUACACUUACGUGGACUGUUGCUUUGGAGUGCUUUUAUGCAUGUAUGUAAUUUGAAAAUUCGGAGGAAUAAUAUCGUAGUUGUAUGGUCGUAUCGAAUCCACGCGUAUUCAUGUA